UCAUACUGCGUGCUCAGGUGCUGCACCUAUCUACAGCUGCCUACCUGCUUGCCAGUUAACAGUCGUCCUAUUAUCAACUUUCUACAAAUGUAAUUAAGGAAAUGUAUAGAAAAUAUAGUUGAAGCUAUAAAGGAUACAGCAUAUCACGAUGAAUUUGGAUGAGAGUAGAGUGAUUUUAUAUUUUGGAAUCCAGAUUCUCUGACAAUCCUCGGCAAUGGGUAAAAUGAACUUUCGCGCCACUCUUUUAAGAGCAUGGCUGAUAUCAAUCGUACUUCUCUUCCUAGUUGGAGUGAUAUUGUUAGUGUGUGGAGCAAUUUUUGGAGCAAACAAAUCUUUACUAAUCACGGGUGUUAUCUGUGUGACUAUUGCAAUUCCGAUGAUAUUAUUUUACAUUGGUAUCAAGCGAUGUAGAAGAAAGAGAAAUCAAUGCAAAGGCCAAAGCAACGGUCAAGUAUCUACUAUAUACCCACCCGAAUAUUAUACUCAAACUCCUCCAGGCUUAAAAACGGAUUAUCCCAUGGGACCGUUUUUGAUCAUGACUUUACCUAGAUCUAGAGAGGACAGAAGAGGAAGCUGCCAUUUCGAAGAGAGUGCAAACUCUACACCGAGUGCUUCUUGUCAUCGAAAAUUAGCUAUGAAUCGCAAAAACGUUCCUCCUUUAGCGAGCGCAGAGACUCUAACUCCAUCUUUGCUGUCUACUUCGACAGGAUUCGAUAGCGUGAUCUAGAACUAAGGAAGAAACCGAGAGUAUCAUCUACUAAUGCAUGGUUUCCGUGACCCUCGUAAAAAAAAAAAAAAGUGCAGGAGAUGAUGUUGCCAUAGAAACUAUUGAGAUAUAUCGAAGCCAAAUUGAUCAAAAUAAAACCAGAAGCGACCAUUUAU
Messenger RNA from Centruroides sculpturatus (bark scorpion), 882 nucleotides. RefSeq lists its product as uncharacterized. NCBI's taxonomy places the organism in Eukaryota, Metazoa, Arthropoda, Arachnida, Scorpiones, Buthidae. The record is from RefSeq and is a predicted model, not a curated record. The coding region runs from base 215 to 727 and encodes 170 amino acids. The transcript has 3 exons.